This is a messenger RNA of Penaeus vannamei (Pacific white shrimp), 898 nucleotides long. RefSeq lists its product as uncharacterized. The record is from RefSeq and is a predicted model, not a curated record. NCBI's taxonomy places the organism in Eukaryota, Metazoa, Arthropoda, Malacostraca, Decapoda, Penaeidae.
UUCGUGUCUCCGGCUACUCGUCUCAUCUCUCGCGGUGAAGAUGGCACUCCUCCUUUGCCUUGCUGCAUCGUGCCUUGCUCUCGGGGCAGCGGCGCCUCUCGUCUCCCAGCCGCCACCUCGGGCCUGGUCGCUGGACAGCCCCUCCGAAGUCCCUCCCGUCCCCUCCUUCGCCCGGGACGACCGCGACGAGCCCCUCGUCAGGGAGCGGCGGCAGACGGCGGGCCUGAAUGCCGAGAGUCUCGCCCUCAGACACGACAGUCCAGUUGGUGAGCCAUUCCAUGACACCCACGUAAGAGUGGACGAAGGAACCAAUUCCUUGCACUACGGCGGCGGAGUCGGCGCUGUCCUCGGCAAGUCUUCCGAUGGGCGACACUCCGUAGGUGCCGCGACGUACGCCCAGCAGUCGGUCUUCGGCGGUGACACUUUGUCGUUCUCUCAUCCCAACCUCGGCGUAGGCGUCGGCUACAGGUACAACGGCGACAAAAAUUCUGUCGCUCUCGGCGCCAAUGCUGAGUCGUUCGCCGGAGGCGUCACUAAAAAGGGAGCAUCCCUGAACCUGGAACACCGACUCAAUGACCGACACUCCCUCUUCGGCGGCAUCUCUCGGGGCAAGACCGAUUAUAAUGGACUGUUUUCACGCACGGACACAGACGCCAACUUGGGUUACCGCUACAACCUCAACGACAGGACGUCCCUCAGCGUCACCGGAACGCAUAGAAACUCUGAUUUCGGUCCAUUAGGAGACAGUUCUGACAAAUCCAUCUUUCUGCGUCUAAACUCCAAAUUCUGAGUUUCUGAGUUUUUCGCUCGAGUCCGAUGAGGAAUUGUUCAUCUGAGUUACUUUUGCAAUGUAUUGGUGCAUUUUUGUCCUUUUGACUCAAUAAAGAUGGUAACUAAA